CACGUGGUCAACUUGAAUUUGAUUUACUGUGUAGACAGUCUCCAUGAUGCCAGAAAUCGGGCUUCUGAGAGAUCCACAGGGGAGUGGACCCGGGGCAUUUCGAAGCCGAGGUCGAGCACUCGGUGCGGCCCUACAGUCUUGGAUCCCGCUUGUUUCUUUGUUGUUGUAGACCGACUGCUUUCCGUCUUCUAUCUUUUUGAGAUCACUUACAGUAAGGCCAUCUGCAGUGGACCAACGACUUCCAAGGUUCCACAGGAGACUGCAGAGCAUAAACACCUUCGCCGACCAGUCAACGCAAAGUCACCACCGCCGAAGAUGACUCGGAGUGGAUCAGCCCGGGCUCAGUCCAAAGCGGGUGACUUCGAGGCUGUCCGAGAGUCCAUAAUCAACCUCCUCAAGCAGCCCGAGUACGAUGAUGGCUCUGCAGGACCCGUCAUCGUGCGUCUGGCAUGGCACUCAGCAGGCACGUAUGAUGCCGAAACCGACACAGGAGGGUCGAACGGCGCUGGCAUGCGCUACGAAUCCGAAGGCGGAGACCCAGCGAAUGCCGGCUUGCAGCACGCCCGCCUCUUCCUCGAGCCGGUCAAGCGCGAGCACCCCUGGAUUACGUAUGCGGACCUCUGGACGCUGGCGGGCGUGACAGCCAUCAAGGCGAUGGGUGGACCAGAUAUCCCGUGGUAUCCAGGGCGCACCGACUACGUCGACGACUCCAAGCUCCCGCCGCGCGGCAGGCUGCCCGACGGCAGCCUCGGGGCCGACCACAUCCGGGCAAUAUUUUACCGAAUGGGGUUCAACGACCGGGAGAUCGUCGCGCUGAGCGGCGCGCACAACCUGGGUCGCUGCCACGCCUCAAACUCUGGAUUCGAGGGCAAAUGGGUCAACAACCCGACCAGGUUCUCAAACCAGUACUUCCGCCUCCUCUUGAGCGAGGAGUGGAAGGAGAAGAAGCUCCAGUCGGGCGUCGUGCAGUUCGCCGCAGUCGACCCGGUCACGGGGGACGAGCUAAUGAUGCUGCCGACGGACAUGGUGCUGAUCAGGGACGAGGAAUUCUUGAAAUGGGUCAGGGUCUAUUGCAAGGACAAAAACGCCUUCUUCGAGGACUUCAAGAACGCCUUCCUCAAGUUGAUGGAGCUGGGUAUUACCCGGGACGCCGACGGCAACAUCACAAAUACUGACAACGAGAAGGGAGGCUACCACAGUGCCCCAAAGAAGUCGGAGCAGCUUGGGCAGCCAAACGAGGUUCAAGGCAAGGGCCAGGUGGGAAGAGAAGCAGAGCCUCUUGCUAAACAGAAUGAAGAAUACAGGGCGAGAGCGAGGCUGUAAGCGCCGUCAAUUUCACUCGACUUGGCAGGGCACGUGUUCCCUACAUGUUUCACCUUAGCUGUGUACCAUUUUAUAGACGGAGCACUGGAG
Messenger RNA from Diaporthe batatas, 1413 nucleotides. RefSeq lists its product as uncharacterized. Gene Ontology annotation, molecular function: peroxidase activity; heme binding. Lineage: Eukaryota; Fungi; Ascomycota; Sordariomycetes; Diaporthales; Diaporthaceae. The transcript has 3 exons. Gene Ontology annotation, biological process: response to reactive oxygen species; hydrogen peroxide catabolic process; cellular response to oxidative stress. The coding region runs from base 316 to 1323 and encodes 335 amino acids. The record is from RefSeq and is a predicted model, not a curated record.